Messenger RNA from Nilaparvata lugens (brown planthopper), 5057 nucleotides. RefSeq names its product opioid-binding protein/cell adhesion molecule homolog. Gene Ontology annotation, molecular function: axon guidance receptor activity; protein binding. The coding region runs from base 513 to 1976 and encodes 487 amino acids. Gene Ontology annotation, cellular component: plasma membrane; axon; neuronal cell body. The transcript has 12 exons. Lineage: Eukaryota; Metazoa; Arthropoda; Insecta; Hemiptera; Delphacidae. Gene Ontology annotation, biological process: synapse organization; homophilic cell-cell adhesion. The record is from RefSeq and is a predicted model, not a curated record.
AAACUAGUCAGGAGCGUCAUUCGUGUUUCAGCCGUCAUACGGUGUGGUCGGGGACGCACAGUUUUUGAAACAGCUUCAGUUUUACGAGAGCCUUCACACUCAACGUAGUGUGGGCAAAAUUCUUAGUUGUUUUUGAAGCGUUUGAAUUUUUGCGAAGAUUUCCCACGUGUUGGGGAGUUUUGAGUAGUUUUUGCAACGACUGAAUUUUCACGAAAACUUUACACACUUAACGUGAAGUGUUGGAAUUUUGAGAAGUUUUUGAAACAGUUGUAUAUUCAUUGGCUGUUCUGAGUAGAUUUUGGAACAGUUGUAUAUUUACUAGACCAUUCACACCUACCUGAAUUAUUGUGGGAGUUUGGAGUAGUUUUUAAACGGUUAAGUAUACUUACUGGACCUUUUACACCUAACGUGAAUUGUGGUAGCUCCAAUUAGUGAAAAACGGUUUUCCGCGGAUUUUGUGAAGUGUCAGUGUGUUGAAUUGUUAAUAUUGUGCAGUGUUUAAUCAACCAAUCAUGAAGAGCCUUCUCUGGAUUUCCUUGCUGUUGGGAGUUCUCCUGUUUGCACAAGGUGUGCCAGUAGACGAAAAGAACCCGGACGAUGGCUACCAGGAUGACCAGGAUGGAGAUAGUGAUGACGAUGACGAAAACCCCCCGAUUGGACCUCCUCCUGUACUCAAGUCAAAGAAUAAGUCGUUCUCGGUGGUGGUAGGGGACAGUGUGAUGCUGCCUUGUCAUGUCGAGAAUCCAGUUUAUGCAGUGAUCAUGUGGUGGUUGGGCUCGAGCAUACUCUACACAGGUGACAUUCCGACCAGUCAGGCCAAGGAGCGCUCCAACAUCCAACUGCUAUCCAACUUCUCGCUCUCCAUCCACAACAUCCAAGAGGCCGACAUCGGUCAGUACCGCUGCGAGGUGAUCAGCUCAAGGCAUAAGAUUCCUGUCAGCACUGUACACUACUUUGUCGGAUCUACAAUGAAACCGCACAUUACACAAUUGAUGACGUCACAGCCGAAAAAUAUAGUACAGAAGGGAUCUUCCAUCACACUCACAUGCACAGCAUCUGGGUCUCCACCUCCAAAGAUCACUUUCACAAAAAAGACAAGACAUGGCUCGCAGGAGGAUCCCCUAGACGGUCCAACUCUGACCCUUGAAAGUGUCACCAGGAAAAACUCAGGACUCUACCAGUGCAGAGCUGAAAACGAGCAGGGAUUCGACACUCAGUCCAUCGAAGUUCAUGUACAUUUUAAGCCAGAGGUUGAGGCUGUGAAAGACUUUGUGAAUAUUGACGAAGGAUACGAUGCUGAACUUCUUUGCAUUGUGCACAGUGAGCCGAAAGCUGAGGUUGAAUGGUACAAAGAGUCGACAAAGUUGGACAACGACGAACAGGUGCACCAACAGAACGACAAGCGCAAACACUCUCUCCGACUGCAGGCCGUGAAGGCGUCCGACUUUGGCACAUACAAGUGCGCCGCCACAAACAGCCUCGGAACCACCAUGAAAACUAUCGAAGUCUCAGGUCGACCAAGCAAACCGAUCUUCCAGAGUGUGAAUUCAUCGUCAACUGACAACAAGAGUCCCGAAUUGAAAUGGAAAGUGGAGAGCAUCAAUCAUAUCUCCGAAUACGAACUACUCUACAGAAUGCAGGAUGCCUCAGAAUGGAAAACAGCCAUCCCACAACUGGAGCAGCACGAGUCACCAAGAGGCGUAUACACGGUGCGACAUGUGUUGAGUGGACUGCAGGAGGCACACACAUACCAGGCGCAACUUAGGGCGAAAAAUGGCUACGGCUGGUCGCCACUGUCCGACCCACAUUCCUUCAGUGCAAUUAUUGAGCCUGAAAGACCCAAGGAAGAGCUUUCUGCCCAAGAACCGCUAGAAUCGGAACGUAAAGACCAGGCUGCAGCCGGUUCGGGAGCAGCAGAGUUGAGGAUAUCAUUCGCUCUAAUUUCAUCAAUUUUGAUUGCACGAUUCUACUGCUAAUGCACAAAUGAUAGCAUACGUCCAUCUACGCUGUGGCCUACAAAUGAUAUGCCUUACCAAGUAUACUACACUCAGAACACUGCAGUCUCUAGAGUUAAUUAUAUCCAGCAGCUUAUAACUUCAACUAUCCACUGUUGUGAUUUCAAAAACUAUAACAAAAUCCUAAAAUUUCAAAUAUUAUUUCAAUAGAAAAUUGUUAGCAAAUUGAGUGCUGAUGUAUGUAUCAAUUAUAUUAGGAUUUACUACUACUAGAGAAGUUCAAUAAUUUAACACUUUCAAAAACUCAAGUGGGUCUAUUUGUGUGAACAUCUAAAGGUCUCAUAAAAUAGUCAAAACAGUUUUGAAACUUGAAUCUCUAUGAGACCUUAUUGAAGACCUUAAAGGAAACCUCAUUAAAGACAUUGAAGGUAGAGUUUGAAAAUUUGAAAAAUGAAUGGAAACGGAGAGAGCAGCGGUAAACCUUGAAAUUGUACAAGCCAAAAUAUUUGCACUAUUUCAAUGAGUUUGAAAGCUCCAAUAAGAAUGUACAAGUUUUGAAAAUGAAUAAGAGGUGCAGAAAGGGGACAUCUGGUGUGUAGCCUCUCAUUCAAUCACAUGGGAUCUAUAAAUGUUUCAGCUGUUCUUUAACAUUUAUUCAUCAAUGUGCAGUUUUUCACAAAAAUAGAUUUGAUGUUGGAUAAAUUCAAUGUUGGUCGGAUUAGGCUUAUAAAUUUAAAUUAAAUUAACCUAUAUUCGUAUCAAGUUUGAAUUCAAAUUUAUCAGAUCAUUCUACUUUUAUUUUGUAUCAAUUCUGUUAAUUGUUAUAAGUUGUUUGACUGUUUCCAGUGUUCUUAUAAAUUUAGCUGAGUGUUAGUUAUAUCGCUGAGUACCUUAAGUUAUUGAAAAGUGUACUUUUAUUAUAAAUUUAUCAAAUUAUGAGUGGUAAAACAUGAGAGCUUGUUGAGAUAUAAAUAUUGUAUAUAUAGUUAGGUAGAUAUUAUGUGAAACUAUUCUAGUUUAUGCUGUUCUAUAGAAAAGGUCAGCAAAUGAGAAACUUUUCGCUUCUAGCAUUUUUUUUAUUUUCGUACAAAUUUUUAUUAAUUUCUCCAAUUUUAUUCUACUCCAAAAUGUUGCUUUCUGCUCGUAUCAAUCAAUAUUUUCUCAUAGCCUACUUACUUCAAUCAGUUUUUCUCUACAAUUCUUAUUUGAAAAAUAAAACGGGUUUCACUUUAAAAUGAAUACAUUUUUGUACUUCCACAAUAAUUUGUAACUCUUAGCUGCGUUUCUAUAUAUUUUGAAAAUUUAUGAGAAUCGGAUACAAAUAAUGGGCUAGGCUACUUGUAAUAUCAAUAAAUUGUGAUUUUUCCAAUUUUUCAUUUGCUAAAUGAAUUAUUCAUUUGCUGUCGGGAAAAUGAGUUUGUAUAUUAUCAGAAUUGGAUAGCCUAAUAAAACAAAAUAAAUCUUAUAGCACCCUUUAUACUUUGAAAAACUUUAAACUUUCUAUUUUGAAGUUUUUUAAAGAAUAAAGGGUGCUAUAAGAUUUAUUUUGUUUUAUUAAUUUAAAAGCAGCCCAUGUCAAUAAGUGUUUCAGAAAUGGAUAAUAUGCUUGUGCUUGUAAUUGUCUGUUAUAUCCUAUAGAUAUUAAUAUCCAACAUAAUAGAAACAAAAAAAGUAUAAUAGUCUCAUGAUGUGAUGAAGAAAGAGGAAAUAAUUUCGAUAAGACAGUUUUAAAAUAAUUGAAAAACUCUGUAGCCAUCAAAUUUAUUUAGCAGUUUCUACUAUUUUGUUACCUAUUCCUGUUUCAAUAAAGUUUUGAUACGGUACUUCCAAAUUAACAACUUGUUUAACAAUGUAUUCAAGCUAUUAAUUAUUCAGCAAAAUAUCUAUAUUUAUUUAAUAAUUUUAUCUCUAUUUCUAUUCAAUGAACCAAAGUAUUUAUGAAUAGCUGCUAGGUGUUCAAUUGAUGAAUAUUUAAAUUGUAUACAGUUUGUGAAUAUUCAACUAUUAUUUUUAAUUAUAAUUUAAUUAACUAUUCGAUAACUAUUUUCUUCUUUUUUUGUUAAUAAUAGAAAAGUUAGGUUAGAUAAUAUUAUAAUUAAUAUUGGUGCGUACGUAUGAAGCUAUUAUGAACUGUGCGAAUAUUUUUCCAAUGUUAUUUUGAAUUAGCCUAAUGUUUAUGAUGAAUGAGUUAUAUAGUGUAAUAUCAGAUUAGCUCUGUUAUAUUCUAUUACAAUGAUAAUUAAUUUUGAUCACAAAUGAUUUUAAUUGUUUAGGAUUAUUUUUUUCUUCAAUAAUUAUGAUGAGAAAAAUUGAUUACCAUGAUUCUAUCCAACUGAAUAAUAGUAACUAAUCGAAACAUAUUUCUGGGAAAUUUUAGUGAAAGCUAAUAAUAUAUUUGAAAAAGUACCUAAUCAAAAUUUCUAUAUAAUGUAACCAAUAUUGUAAGCAAAUUUAUCAAGAUUCAACUAGGAUAUGGAGUGGCCUUCAUAUAUAUUACAGAGUUAUAUUGAUGUGAAAAUAAGUAUAAUACAAUCAAUAACUCUACCAGUCGUAAUUCAGUAGAUAUUUUCUGAUUUGAACUAAAAUUAUCCAACUCAUCUAUUGUUUCAGAAAUUUUCAAAUUCUUUAUAAUAUUUUAUUUUCUAAUAUUUGAAUUUUGAUGUAUAAAACAGCUAGAGUAGGUACGGUACGAUUUUCUGAUUUGAACUAAAAUUAUCCAACUCAUCUAUUGUUUCAGAAAUUUUUAGCUAAAUUUUCACAAUAUUCAUGAAAAUUUAUUUUCAAAUUCAUAAUAUUUGAAUUUUGAUGUAUUAAAACAGCUAGAGUAGGUACGAUUUAAUACUGACAGCAUUAAAGGGCCCAGACUUCCAUCUUAGUCUACCUUUUACUCACUGCCAAGUUUUAAAUGAAUUGUAUUGUACCAUACGACUCCUUCUUUGCUAAAAUUGGGGCUAUCAUUCCAAUUCAUAAUUGUUUCACAGCACAAAUCUUGUACUAUUAAAGAAUUUUUAAAUUGAAUCUUGAAAAUUAUAAAUUCUAUGUUGAUAAUUUUUGUGUAUAAUUUAUAGAAUGGACGGAAUAAAACUGAUUCUGAUAAGAUCA